Messenger RNA from Eublepharis macularius, 7044 nucleotides. It is a transcript of the gene LRP6, whose product is annotated as LDL receptor related protein 6. The coding region runs from base 160 to 4998 and encodes 1612 amino acids. Gene Ontology annotation, molecular function: Wnt-protein binding; Wnt receptor activity. Gene Ontology annotation, biological process: chemical synaptic transmission; Wnt signaling pathway involved in somitogenesis; receptor-mediated endocytosis involved in cholesterol transport. The record is from RefSeq and is a predicted model, not a curated record. The transcript has 23 exons. NCBI's taxonomy places the organism in Eukaryota, Metazoa, Chordata, Lepidosauria, Squamata, Eublepharidae.
GGCCGGAGCCGCGGGCCGCGCCGCCUGGCUUGGCUCGCUCCCUCCCUUCCCUCCGCUUCUCCUGCGCGCCGGCCCGAAAGCAUGCGAGGGCGGCCGGGGCGCUGCUGCCCCCCUCAGCCGCCUCCCCGCCGCCGGUGAGGGAGCGCCGCGGGAGGGAAGAUGGGCGCCGUCCUGCGGAGCCUCCUGGUCUGCGGCUUGUGCGCCUUGGCGAGAGCUUCUCCACUGUUGCUGUAUGCAAAUCGGCGUGACCUGCGAUUGGUGGACGCCACACAGGGGAACGAGAACGCCACGGUUGUGGUGGGUGGCUUGGAAGAUGCCGCUGCGGUGGACUUUGUUUUCAUCCAUGGCUUGAUAUACUGGAGUGAUGUCAGUGAAGAAGCCAUUAAACGGACAGAAUUCAACAAAACGGGGAGUGUGCAAAAUGUGGUUGUUUCUGGGCUUUUAUCACCUGAUGGUCUGGCUUGUGAUUGGCUGGGUGAGAAACUGUACUGGACCGAUUCUGAAACAAACCGGAUAGAAGUUUCCAAUUUAGAUGGAUCUUUACGGAAAGUUUUAUUUUGGCAAGAGUUGGAUCAACCCAGAGCAAUCGCCUUAGAUCCUUCAAGAGGGUUCAUGUACUGGACAGACUGGGGAGAAGUGCCAAAGAUAGAGCGUGCUGGGAUGGAUGGUUCGAGCCGCUCAGUUAUAAUCAGCACAGACAUUUAUUGGCCAAAUGGACUGACCUUGGAUUAUGAAGAACAGAAGCUGUACUGGGCAGAUGCUAAACUGAAUUUCAUUCACAGGUCAAACUUGGAUGGAACUCAUCGGCAAGCCGUCAUUAAAGGAUCCCUCCCACAUCCUUUCGCUCUGACCUUAUUUGGGAACACGCUGUACUGGACUGAUUGGACCACUCGCUCCGUCUUGGCCUGCAACAAAUAUACAGGGGAGAACUUGCGUGAAAUACAUUCCAACAUCUUUUCUCCCAUGGAUAUCCAUGUGUUCAGCCAACAGAGGCAACCAAAUGCUACAAACCCCUGUGGAGCCAGUAACGGGGGCUGCUCCCAUUUGUGCCUGAUGUCUCCCGUCAAGCCAUCUUAUCGGUGUGCGUGUCCCACGGGAGUGAAGCUCCUUGAGAAUGAGAAGACCUGCAGAAAUGGAGCCACCGAGUUGCUGCUGUUAGCCCGAAGGACUGACUUGAGGCGGAUUUCUUUGGACACUCCGGAUUUUACCGAUAUUGUUUUGCAACUGGAAGACAUCCGACAUGCCAUUGCUAUUGACUAUGAUCCUGUAGAAAGGUACAUCUACUGGACAGAUGAUGAAGUGAGGGCCAUCCGCCGCUCUUUCAUCGACGGUUCAGCCAGCCAGUUUGUGGUCCAGGCGCAGAUUGCACAUCCAGAUGGCAUUGCUGUGGAUUGGAUUGCCCGUAACCUUUAUUGGACUGACACGGGUACAGAUCGUAUCGAGGUGACACGGCUUAAUGGGACCAUGAGGAAGAUUCUGAUUUCAGAAGACUUGGAAGAACCUAGAGCUAUAGCUCUGGAUCCUAUGAUUGGCUACAUGUACUGGACUGACUGGGGAGAGAUUCCAAAGAUUGAGAGGGCUGCUUUAGAUGGAUCAGACAGAGUAGUACUUGUGAAUACGUCGCUUGGCUGGCCAAAUGGAUUGGCACUGGAUUAUACGGAAAACAAGAUAUACUGGGGAGACGCUAAAACAGACAAAAUUGAGGUCAUGAACACAGAUGGUACCAGCAGGAGAGUUCUUGUGGAGGACAAGUUGCCUCAUAUCUUUGGUUUCACACUACUGGGGGACUACAUUUACUGGACAGACUGGCAGAGGCGAAGCAUUGAGCGAGUUCACAAGCGGACAGCUGAACGGGAGAUAAUCAUAGACCAGCUGCCAGACCUCAUGGGGCUGAAGGCUACAAAUGUCCAUCAAAUCAUUGGUACAAAUCCUUGUGCAGAAUCUAAUGGGGGAUGCAGCCACCUAUGCCUGUACAGGCCGCAGGGUUUACGCUGUGCCUGCCCCAUUGGGCUGGAGCUCAUUAGUGACAUGAAGACAUGCAUAGUCCCGGAAGCUUUCUUAUUGUUUUCCCGUAGAGCGGAUAUCAGGCGAAUCUCACUGGAAACGAACAACAACAAUGUUGCUAUCCCUCUCACUGGAGUUAAAGAAGCUUCCGCCUUAGAUUUUGAUGUCACAGACAAUCGCAUAUAUUGGACAGACAUCUCUUUAAAGACCAUCAGUAGGGCAUUCAUGAAUGGCAGUGCCCUGGAACACGUAGUUGAGUUUGGCUUGGAUUACCCAGAAGGCAUGGCUGUGGAUUGGCUAGGGAAGAACCUGUAUUGGGCUGAUACAGGAACGAAUCGUAUUGAAGUGUCCAAGCUAGAUGGGCAGCAUCGUCAGGUUCUGGUAUGGAAGGACCUGGACAGUCCUCGGGCUCUGGCAUUGGAUCCAGCUGAAGGGUUUAUGUACUGGACCGAAUGGGGUGGGAAGCCCAAAAUUGACCGAGCUGCCAUGGAUGGCAGUGACCGUACCACGUUGGUGCCGAAUGUGGGACGGGCAAAUGGGUUGACAAUCGAUUAUGCUAAAAGAAGAUUGUACUGGACUGACCUGGAUACCAAUCUGAUAGAAUCUUCAAAUAUGUUGGGACUCAACCGUGAUGUUAUUGCAGAUGAUUUGCCUCAUCCGUUUGGCCUGACGCAGUAUCAGGAUUACAUCUAUUGGACAGAUUGGAGCCGCCGUAGCAUUGAACGUGCCAACAAGACCAGUGGCCAGAACAGAACAGUCAUCCAGAACCACUUGGAUUAUGUGAUGGAUAUCUUGGUCUUCCACUCAUCCCGCCAAGCAGGCUGGAACGAGUGUGCUUCCAGUAACGGACACUGCUCCCAUCUCUGUUUGGCAGUGCCGGUUAGUGGUUUUGUCUGUGGAUGUCCAGCUCAUUAUUCCCUGAACUCUGACAACAGAACUUGUAGCGCCCCUACAAGUUUCCUGCUUUUCAGUCAGAAAAAUGCCAUCAACCGCAUGGUGAUCGAUGAGCAGCAGAGCCCAGAUAUCAUUCUUCCCAUCCACAGUCUCAGGAACGUCCGGGCCAUUGACUACGACCCCCUGGAGAAACAGCUGUACUGGAUUGACUCUCGGCAGAACAUUAUUCGGAAGUCACAGGAGGAUGGUGGUCAGAGCUUUACGGUGGUGAUGAGUCCAGUUCCAAAUCAGAACCUUGACAUCCAGCCCUACGACUUGAGCAUUGACAUUUACAGCCGCUACGUUUAUUGGACUUGUGAAGCCACAAAUGUGAUCAAUGUGACUCGCCUGGAUGGGAGACCUAUAGGAGUGGUGCUGAGAGGUGAUCAGGAUAGGCCCAGGGCUAUUGUGGUGAACCCAGAGAAAGGGUACAUGUAUUUCACCAACCUCCAGGAGAGGUCCCCUAAAAUCGAAAGAGCAGCUUUAGAUGGGACAGAACGUGAGGUCCUCUUCUCCAGUGGGCUGAACAAGCCUGUAGCCCUGGCCAUUGAUGGCCAGUUAGGGAAACUCUUCUGGGCAGAUUCUGACCUACGGAGAAUUGAGAGCAGCGACCUCUCAGGUGCUAAUCGGAUUGUUUUAGAAGAUUCCAACAUCUUGCAACCUGUAGGACUGACUGUGUUUGAAAACUGGCUCUACUGGAUUGACAGGCAUCAACAAAUGAUUGAAAAAAUUGACAUGACCGGCCAAGAAGGACGUACAAAAGUUCAGGCUCGUAUAGCUCAGCUCAGCGACAUUCAUGCUGUUAAAGAACUCAACAUGCAGGAGUACAGGCAGCACCCGUGCUCCCAAGAUAACGGUGGCUGUUCACACAUUUGUAUUGUGAAAGGUGAUGGGACCACACGAUGUUCCUGCCCAGUGCAUUUAGUCCUGCUUCAGGAUGAACUUUCCUGCGGAGAACCGCCAACAUGUUCCCCGCAACAGUUCACCUGCUUCACAGGGGAGAUUGACUGCAUUCCUGUUGUUUGGCGCUGUGAUGGCUUCACAGAGUGUGAGGACGACAGUGAUGAGAAAAACUGCCCUGUGUGCUCAGAAGCCCAGUUCCAGUGCGAGAGCGGGCAAUGCAUUGACAGCGGCCUGCAGUGCAACGGGGAGGCCAACUGCCAGGACAGCUCUGAUGAGAAGAACUGUGAAGUGCUUUGUCUGUCUGAUCAGUUCCGAUGCGCUAGUGGGCAAUGCAUUGGAAAAAACAAGAAAUGUGACCACAACUUGGACUGCAGUGACAAUUCUGAUGAACAGGGGUGCUACACAACAGAGGAACCUGCUCCACAAACCAGCAAUACGAUUGGCUCCAUCAUUGGUGUGAUCCUGACCGUUUUUGUGGUUGGUGCUAUGUACUUUGUGUGCCAGAGGGUGUUGUGCCCACGCAUGAAAGGGGAUGGGGAAACCAUGACCAAUGACUACAUAGUGCACGGACCAGCUUCUGUACCUCUGGGCUAUGUGCCUCACCCAAGCUCACUCUCUGGAUCUCUCCCUGGAAUGUCCCGGGGUAAAUCUGUGAUCAGCUCUCUCAGCAUCAUGGGUGGAAGCAGCGGGCCUCCGUAUGACAGAGCCCACGUCACUGGGGCCUCAUCCAGUAGUUCUUCAAGUACCAAGGGCACUUAUUUCCCACCAAUUUUGAAUCCGCCUCCAUCACCAGCUACUGAACGUUCCCAUUACACUAUGGAGUUUGGUUAUUCUUCAAACAGCCCCUCUACCCAUCGAUCAUACAGUUACAGGCCGUACAGCUACCGGCAUUUUGCCCCUCCCACGACACCAUGCAGCACGGAUGUUUGUGACAGCGAUUAUGCGCCCAGCCGUCGGAUGAUGACUGCAGUGGGCAAGGGCUAUACCAGUGACUUGAACUAUGAUUCUGAGCCUGUGCCCCCUCCUCCAACUCCACGCAGCCAGUAUUUGUCAGCAGAGGAGAACUACGAGAGUUGCCCGCCAUCUCCAUUCACAGAGCGGAGUUAUUCACAUCACUUGUAUCCGCCGCCCCCCUCCCCGUGCACAGACUCCUCCUGAGAGACAGCCUCCCUCCUUUGACUGCCUCCAACCUGACUGUGUAAAUACUGAGUGCUCCUAUCAAGAGGGGGGAGGGUCUGAGGCAGAGUGUAUACAAUUAAAAUUAUUAAAUAGUGUGGGGAGCAGAUACUGGAAAACUUGUAUAGAAGGGGGGGGGGUAGAAGGUUUAUUUAUAUAUUUUCUUAAAACAGAGUCUGCUGCUUUGUGCCAUAAGAAAUUUUUAAAAAUUUGUACACAGAAGUGUGGGAGUUUUUUUUAUUAUUUUUCCAAAUGGAACACAAGAAGAUGCCUUAAAUCAGUGAAGUGACUGAGCACAGGGGAAACGGAAGGCGUGGAGUGUGUCGCUGUUCAAUGAGCCAAAUGCCAAAAAAAGAAAUGCUUUUCGGAGCAAGGCGAAGAAUGAAAAGAGUCUGACAUGGAGCAGCAGCUACAGCCAAAUCACCUCUUGCGUUUUAACUUUGAUGGGCCAGCAGUUUAAAUUAAACUUGAAGAAAACUGUUCUAACAAACAAAUAACGGUACACAAAGGGCUUUAUUUUCUACAAGAAUACAGCAGUCACCGCAGUGAGAAUGUUGAACCUGCUUAAUUCAGAUCGUCUGAAGUAGUCAAACAGCUUUUUGUCCUUUUCGGAGAGCUCAGCUGUCUUGUUCAAGGCUUUAAAUGGGUUUUUUAGUUCUUCUGGGCUUGGUUCACUUAGCACGUGGACUGUGAGGAGAACAGGAUCAGGCCUCAGCCUGCAUAUUCUUUCAUGGAUGCCUCGCUUUUUUCAUGCAGAGUCAGGAAGAUCCAAAGUUUGGGUAAAUGUGGGAUCUCCUAGUUUUCAUGUUACAGUUUUUACCCAAGAUGGGGUGGAGAACAUGAGGGCUGGUGCCUUACCGUGAGUGAUGGGCGGGGGGAGGGGGGGAGUAAUGAAUAAACAGGCCCUUUGUGAGUGUGUGUGUGUGAGUGUGUCUCUCUCUGCGUGUUUUCACAUAUACAACACAGAGAGGAGCUUUUUCCCUGCCUCUGCAAUAGGAUUGUGUUCUCAUACCGUGUCAGUCCUGUUUUCAGGCCAAUGACAAAGGUAACCGUUGCUGUACCUCAGUAACUUUUCAUCCCAGAUCUUCAAAAUAUUUCUGUGCCCCACCCCCCGCCACCAUUGUCAUGUUUUUAUACAACAUAGUAAUAAUAUAGGUGACAUAUUUAUAUAAACUAUAAAUUUUAACUUUGAAUUCUUUAAUGUAAAUUAAUCUUAUAUUCUUGCAGUACUUUCAGUAUAUAGUGAAUAUUGCAGUAUACAAAUCAUCUCUGUGUGUAUAUAAUGUAUAUUAUACAUAUGUACAUUAUAUAUACAUAUGUACAUUAUAUAAGCAUAUGUACUAGGAAGCAUUUUAAACUUUUUUCAGUCAGGGUGCACUCUGGACAAUUAGGUUGCUAAAAACUUUUUGCCUUCCUGUUGAUGCAGUUUUGAGGAGCCAGACUUUGGAUUCUGACUUAAACAUCCCACUAAUUCUCAUGUGGCAUAAUUUCAGUUCUUAAGCAUAGACCACUGUAUGUCUUUUCAAGGAUAUCCUUUGCCUAAUGAUGCGUUAUAUAUUUACAUAAUAUGUGGAGGGGUUGUGUUGAGACACCUCUGUAUGCUGCGUCUUCAUUUUCUGGCACCUUUGCAUAAUAGCAGAAACACAACAUGUGCAAAACUUCCCAGCAACAGUUGCCAGAAUGACUGGAGUUUGCAGACAUUUAAAAAUGUUUUUAGGUAAUGAAAAUGUCAGUUUUCCCUUCAGGUUUUCCCAAGAUAGUCUCUGAAUCUUACUGUCAUGAAAAGAGAGCAUCAGGCACUCUCCUGCUGGUUUUAACAAGUAUUCUCUGCCCAUGUCAGGAAGUUUGAUGGCUUUCACUAAGAGCAACAGUACACACGUUGGCCAUGAUUGCUCCAGAGUUAGACCUGUGCCUGCUGCAUUAAACAUGCAAAGGAUGAACUCACCCAUGCCCACGGAGUGGGGAAUUGUGGUUCACUGCAGCUCCACUGUAUUUGGAGCCAUGAGCCGCACACUUCCUUUUGGAAAA